Messenger RNA from Blastomyces gilchristii SLH14081, 1026 nucleotides. RefSeq lists its product as uncharacterized. The transcript has 2 exons. NCBI's taxonomy places the organism in Eukaryota, Fungi, Ascomycota, Eurotiomycetes, Onygenales, Ajellomycetaceae. The record is from RefSeq and is a predicted model, not a curated record. The coding region runs from base 1 to 1026 and encodes 341 amino acids.
AUGGUCGAGAUACCUUGGGCUCAACAGGCCGUUAACCGUUUUUUCGAGGGGCGCAAGUACCCCACCCGGUUCCAGUGCGACCGAAUUGCGCAAUCCAUCUCGGGCGCUUCGGAUGCUCGCAACGUCGACACGCCAGGCUCGAUGAGCUACACUGUUAUCUGCACAGGUCGACACGCAGGAAAGCAGGACCUUGUUGUAUCCUUCCGAGAGCCAGAAGCCCACCUCGAUCAGGGCAUGAGCGAGUUGGCACAGGCCGUCCAUGGCCACCUCGUGCCUGAGACAUCUCAUUACGGCAUGGUCGAUGGUGCUGAUCCGCCCCUCACCCUCUACACCAUGCCGUACUUGCCCGGAAUCUCAUGCCUUGACGCUCUUACUUGUCAAGUGGCGAUGGAUGGGCUGGCGGAGGUCAGGCAUGUUUGCUUUGUUCAGCACCUUGCUAGGUACUUCGCUCGAUGUUGGUCUAAGCCGCAGCAUACGACCAUAGAAGCACGAGCAGAGACUCUCGACAGAAUUCAACGCAGACUUGAUCUACUAUCACUAUCGUCAUCGUCCGGUCUUGGGACCUCGGCAGUGUUGGAAUUAAAACGAAGCCUUCCUGCUUUCUUUGCGCAGGAGUAUCCACAAGUUCUUACGCACGGCGACCUCUCUAGGACAAACAUCUUGGUUGACGAGGACACCUACGAAAUCACAGGUAUCGUCGACUGGUCUCUUGCCGCGAUACUGCCCUUCGGUAUGGACUUGGACUGCCUGUUUUUGACGACGGGAUAUAUGGACCGCGAUGGAUGGCACGACUAUGCAUGCCGUUCGCGGUUGCAUGAAGCUUUCUGGGCCGAGUUCUGGUCUGCCUCUGGAGUUAGGGAUAAUGCGCGGCGAGACCAAGUUCGCGAUAUGGCUGAGCGGGCGGCCAGGAUCGGUGCCAUUCUACGCUAUGCUUUCCAGCGUAACGCGGAUGGCUCACCCUCCGAGGCGUUGGUAUCCGACGGAGCGUCGACCUGGAGGUAUAUGCAAGCGUGGCUUGCCGCUUAG